This is a messenger RNA of Leucoraja erinaceus (little skate), 1986 nucleotides long. RefSeq names its product forkhead box N4 (gene foxn4). The transcript is spliced from 10 exons. The record is from RefSeq and is a predicted model, not a curated record. Gene Ontology annotation, biological process: regulation of transcription by RNA polymerase II. Bases 220 to 1803 code for a protein of 527 amino acids. NCBI's taxonomy places the organism in Eukaryota, Metazoa, Chordata, Chondrichthyes, Rajiformes, Rajidae. Gene Ontology annotation, molecular function: DNA-binding transcription factor activity, RNA polymerase II-specific; transcription cis-regulatory region binding.
GAGAGAGAGAGAGAGGGAUUCCAGCACCAGGGAGAGAGAACAAGUGUAACAGACCCCUCAAAACCCCCCUGAAACCGACAACUGAAAUUAACAGCGCAGCCUGGACACAAGUUUACAAGAAUCCUAGUUGCAUCUUUUAUUUUGAAGAUAUAUAUAUAUACAUGUAUACAUGUAGUUAAAUUCCAGGCGCAAGGCGGACAAAUUCGUGGUUGGACGGAGAUGAUCGAAGACGACAUCAGAUCGGAAAUGUCAGGGAUUCUGAGGACAUCCGAGCCCAGCCUUCAACUCCCAGCUCAGGAAUACAGUCCCGGCCUCUUGACCCCUGACCCUUCCCAGCUGAGCGAAGAAGACCUCCCGAGCGACCUUCAGUCGCUGUCAUGGCUGACCUCCGUCGACGUGCCGCGCUUGCAGCAGAUGGCCACCGGGCGCAUGGACUUCAACCUCAACGCCCACAACCCGGCGUUAACAACACAAACAGGUCUGGUACUCCAUGGCAUGUCGAGCAACAUGACCCCAACCUCAGUGCAAGGGACCAUGAUCCAGGUACAGGCAUCCGUGCAGCAAGGGAUCCUGAGAAUGAACGCCAUGCCAACACACGGGCCAAAUAUUUCUCAGUACUCUGUGGCAGGGCAGCAACAGUCUGCGUUUCAGACACAACAACCCCUGUACCAGACUCACGCUCAGCAACUGUACAGCCUCUCACAAUCUGGUCCGCAGUGUCCUCCCGCCAAUGUCUACAGCCCUUCCUACCACGCACAGUCCCAGUAUGUGCAGCCCCAUCUUGCUCCAAACAGUGACCAGGAUCUACAGCCCAAGACAUACCCCAAACCCAUCUACUCCUACAGUUGUCUGAUUGCCAUGGCAUUGAAGAACAGUAAGACCGGGAGUCUGCCAGUCAGCGAGAUCUACAGUUUCAUGAAGGAACACUUUCCCUACUUCAAGACGGCUCCGGACGGCUGGAAGAACUCGGUGAGGCACAACCUCUCGCUGAACAAGUGCUUCGAGAAAGUGGAGAACAAACUGAGCGGCUCGUCACGCAAGGGCUGCCUCUGGGCCCUGAACCCGGCCAAGAUCGAGAAGAUGGAGGAGGAGAUGCAGAAGUGGAAGCGGAAGGAUCUCGCGGCGAUCCGACGGAGCAUGGCCAACCCAGACGAGCUGGACAAAUUGAUAACCGACCGGCCGGACAACUGCAGGAGGCCGUCAAAGUACGCGGAGCGGGCUGUCCACUUGCCGACGCAGGGCGCCAUGACGUUGCCGCACCUGCCCCACCAGGCCAUCCCCACCCUCUCCCUGCACUCGCUGCCCCUGUUGCACCAGCAGCUGCAGCAUCAGCACCAGCACCAACACCAGCACCAGCACCAGGCCAGGAUCAGCCCAGACUCACCAGCGCCAGGCCAAACCCCCCCGCUUCACGCCAUGCCCAGUGUGAGCCACAGCCCCGCGCCCAUGCAGGCUGCCAGCCGGGCGGCACCCACCGACAUCUUCUGCCUGACCGGAGACAUGAGCACCGACGUGGAUGCCUUGGACCCCACCAUCAUGGACUUCGCCUUGCACGGCAAUCUAUGGGAAGAGAUGAAAGAUGAGAGCUUUAACCUGGACACACUGGGUGUGUUUAGCACGUCGCCGCUCCGCCUCCCGGACUCUCCCCUCGGAACGGUCAGCCUCACCCCCGUGUCGAGCGGCAGUGAGAAUUCGUUCUCCGACCUGCAGUUGACUGGUCUAUACACCACCUACGCCAGCCUGGAGACCGUCCCCACCCAGUACCUGAACUCUCAAGGCAACAAACCCAUCGCGCUGCAAUAAAGACAAGGGUUGCUGCGAACUGCCUUGAACUAUUGGCAACGAGCAGCUUUGACAAUAACCGGUGGGUCAAUGCAAGAAGAAGUCAAUACCUAUACACACAAAAGAGUUGCCACGCCAUUUUCAUGAGAAAUAGGCAUGUUUAACUCUUAUUUUCAGUGGCUUCACUGUCGUAUUGCAACCUCU